Penicillium canescens is the source of this 2157-nucleotide messenger RNA. Its product is annotated as EVE domain-containing protein. NCBI's taxonomy places the organism in Eukaryota, Fungi, Ascomycota, Eurotiomycetes, Eurotiales, Aspergillaceae. The transcript has 7 exons. Gene Ontology annotation, molecular function: DNA binding. The coding region runs from base 159 to 1259 and encodes 366 amino acids. Gene Ontology annotation, biological process: regulation of DNA-templated transcription. Gene Ontology annotation, cellular component: nucleus; chromatin. The record is from RefSeq and is a predicted model, not a curated record.
CGCCAGUCGUUCUGGCGCUGGUCUUCGUUUACAGGGCUCGAAACAGCUUGCACAGCUUGAAUUUACAAAGCGUACGGGUUCCUCGAGUAUUUAGUUCCCACCCCGUGCAUCUAUCCCAUUUUGCAUCUUUCCAUCGUCGUCGCACCCCAACCGCUAUAAUGCCCCCGAAGCGCAAGUCUGUCGCCGCGACAAGCGCAAAUGAAGGCACUGCAACCCCCGCGAAAAGAAUUCGCAAUUCUGUAGCUGCCACCCCAGCUUCUGCCCCAGCGGCUCCUCAGGUCGAAGUUACUCCCCAGACUGGUGAGAAGAGAGGUCGUGGCCGUCCGCGCAAAUACCCCGAGGGCUCGACUUCCAAGCCUCCUGCUUCUGAUGGCCCCAAGCGUGGCCGCGGCCGUCCUCGGAAGGUUGUCGCGGAAUCCGAGCCCGAUGCUGGGCCUGAAGCUACUACCCCAUCUGCUCCCAAGAGAGGCCGUGGACGUCCUCGCAAGGAGACUGUCUCUGAGACGGUUGCAACUCCGGAGAUUAAGAAGAAAGACGGCCGUGGAAGGCCUCGCAAGGAGCCUGCUUCCAAGACGCCUGCAACCCCGGAGAUCAAGAAGAAGGAUGGCCGUGGACGGCCUAGAAAGAACCCUGCACCAAAUGGCGAGCCCGAAGCUCCCGGAGCUCCCGAGGCAAAGGCAGCACCGGCGAUUAAUAACAAUGUCGCCGAUACUAACCGUUCUUUUUGGCUUAUGAAAGCUGAGCCUGAAUCACGCAUGGAGAAGGGAGUUGAUGUGAAGUUUUCUAUUGAUGACUUGGCUGCCAGAACUGUGCCAGAGGCCUGGGACGGAGUGCGCAACCAUGUUGCACGCAAAUCUAUGCAGGAGAUGAAGAAGGGAGAUUAUGCAUUCUUCUACCAUUCAAACUGCAAGACCCCCGGAGUAGUCGGAGUGAUGGAGAUCGUGCAGGAAUCUUCCGUUGACGAAUCUGCCUUCGAUACCAAACACCCCUACUACGACCCCAAGUCCAAGCGAGAUGACCCGAAAUGGGUUGUCGUGCACGUCGAAUAUCGCCGCAAGCUCGGCAAGCAAGUCACCCUCGCGGACUUGAAGUCGCACGCCCAGCCCGGGAAGCCGUUGGAAAACAUGCAAAUGCUCAAGCAGUCCCGCCUCAGCGUUUCCUCCGUUACCCCGGCUCAAUGGCAGUAUAUCCUGGAACUGGCAGGCGAGGAGCCACUCGAGGAGUUUACCAAAGUGGAAUCUGGCGAGGAGAAGGCAUGAGGAAGCAAUUACCACAUAUGCAAGCGAUGUACAGACAGGUUUGCCUGUACAGUCUUUCGUCAUCUCUAUCAAUGGCGUUGCCGGCGAAUAUGGGUUCUCUGCAUUAUCUGCACUAGCGAAUUGAAGCGUCAUUUGAUAUUCAACACCAAGUCUACACGUAUUCAUAGUGCAAGACAUCCGGAGAUGUGCGAAGCCGGCUCUUCGACCACGACCUCUAGGAACAACCAUAUGUAGUUGGCUUCUCACAUACGGAGUAUAUGGUCAUGUUUAAUACUACUGAUAGCCUUCAGCUUGCUAUGGACUGCCUACAGUUAUUAGGCGCUGCACUUGAACUCAAAAUAGCCAAAGGAAUGGCCUAGAAAAUGGGUAGUAUAUAGGCGAUGUUCAUGUACAUACCUCUUAGAUGUACACAUUGCGACCAUAGUUGCAAGAAUAUCCCCAUUCCGAUCUAUCAACUCUCCAUCCAGCCCAUUCAGCACACGACACACCUCCAAUCCAUGACUGGACCGUGUGACACAAACCUCGAAACCUCCUCAACUUGCAUCCGCAUUUCCGCUAGGUAGACCGGAUCUCCCGUACGCCCAAUUAUUUCCAAUUCAAGCAACCGUUAUUCGUUUUGUGGAAUCGAGCUGUCAAGUACCACCUUGAGUAAGGAAUAUCGUCGAUCCCUGCAUAUUGAUGCAGCGAGCUGUAAGGAGCCGCGGAUCAUGGCUGCCACAUCCGGGAUCUAAAUUUAUAUUUGAUGGCUUCGAUGCGUCAGGGGUAUCGGAAACAAACGGCGGAGGUAGUAGAAGAUGGAUCGGGAUGAUAUCGUCCGCAUUAUGGCCCUUCGGAGAGUUUGACGGUCAACUCCAGGCUUGAACCUCGGGCUAUUGAUAAGCUGGAGAAAGAGUGAGGG